GGAGCAUGUGCGUUGAAACAUUGACUUUUAUUCUCGUGUUCCUGUGUCUUUGCAGAGUGACAGGGCGACGCCGUUCGCAGCCGCUUCUCUCGCUCUCGUGCCGCGCGCCAGUCUGUCUCCUUGCCUCUUUUCUCCGGUUCUUGGUCCUCUCGAGUUCGCAGUUUCUCUUGUCUCAGUUCCUCCUUUCCUUUGUUUCGCUCCUCGCCUCCUGUUUCCCCACUUUCUGAGCUCUCUUCCAGGCCUGCUUUCUGCGACAUCCAAGCUUCAGGUCGGUUCUCCGCCUGCUCGUUUGCAACGCUGCCUCUCUUCGUCGCAUGCUUUCCUUUUCUGUCUUUUCCUGCCCGGCACUGCCCUCCCGUUUGAUUCUGGGGAUCCAUACUCCCCGUUCCUUGAAAGAUACUUCGAGCACCCGCGGCGAUUUCCUCCUUUGCCUCUUCGCCGCUCUCCCUCCUGUCUGCCUUUCACCUAUUCCGUUCUCUCCUCACCCUUUCCCCGAAAACCUCUCUGCCGUGCAAAUUCUGAAAAAAUGACGACCUUCGUCCCCCUCGCAACCGACGGUGACGGAACCGCCUCAGCCGUCGCUGUCGGCGACUGGCUUCUCCAAAUCAUCAACCUGAAGAAUCCGUCGCAGACGCAGAGCUACUACACACAGUUCUUGGAGCAGUUCGACAAAGAUGAGGAGACAGGUGAACAGAAGAUUCGCGAUCACUUUCAACUUUUCGAGCUGCUUCUCUCCCAGCACCAGCUUGUGUUCAACUACGCCACGCAGGCCAGACAGCCGGCUGCCGCAGAAAAAGGCGAGAAGCCGCAGAACCGGAAGACCUUUCUGGAGGCGGUCCACGAAGUCGAGGAGUUCUUCACUGUGCUGAUCGCCAUGGUGGUUCUCCGCAUCGAAAACGUAGAGCAGGCGGGCCAAGCUGCCGGCACACUCUGCUCUGUCUUCCGCGCCUCUACAGACAUGGCGGAGUUCCGUCUGCGCCUGCUGCAGUCGCUGUACAAUGCCUUCCCCCCCAGCUUUCCGUACCGCUUCCCGAUCUUCGUGGCGACGCUCGAGUACGCGGCAGAAACGAACCUCUUCAGUGUCAUGCUCCCCUACAUUCGCUAUAUCAAUGAGUGGAUGCGCGACUGGAAUCUGCCGCCUUCCUCCAAACGCCAGGUCUUCCUCAUUCUCGCUAACGAGCUGAAGAAGCUGAAGAAGGCAGAUGAGGCCUAUCCCUUCCUCAAACGGCACGUCCAGUUCUUCCAGAACGAGAAAGAAGAGAUCCUUUCUAAUGGCGCAACCAUCUCCGCGGCAGUUGAGCUGGUAGAGGACAGCAUUCGCCUACCGGAUGUGAUUGUCUUCGACGGCUUGAUGGACUUGCAUGCAGUUGUGCACCUGCGCAAGACUGCGCAUGCUCCCCUCAUUGAGCUGCUGCAAAUCUUCGUCAAUCAAGGCCCUAAGGAACUCGAAGCGUUCAAGAACAAGCACCCGCAAGUCUUCGAGGAGCACGGACUGAACUACGAGCAGUGCCUGGGGAAGAUCCGCCUGCUCGCGGUCGCAUCUCUGGUUCACGGACGGAAGAAGGAAGUUUCCAUUCGCGCAAUUGGCGACGCACUGCAGCUCAGCGAAGCCGGCGCCGAGGAGGUCGCCGUCCAGGCGAUCGGGCAGGGCAUCGUGGACGCGAAGAUCGACCAACUGGCUCGUGUGCUCCACGUCCGAUCCACCAUGCAGCGCGAGUUCGGCCGCCAGCAGUGGGAGGAGCUGCUGGAACGCAUUGACCACUGGAGCGAAGGCGUUCGUGCUCUCAUGGGCUGCAUGCAGAGUGUGAAGAAUCAAGUCGCGUCUGCCGCUGCGUCUGCCGCAGGGUCCUCUCCAGGCGGUCUGGCUUCUCCAGGCGCCUCUCUGGCCUCCGGUGGCAUCGCGACGCCUCAGCAGUAGUCGGGGGAGAGAGCGGACGAGACGAGCUGCCGGAACGGCGACGACUGGCGGUCUGCAGAAGUGAACAGAAGAAGAGUCCGAGCAGAGUGGAGGACUACAGCCCGGUCGGCUUCGUGUACAGAGUUAAACCAGAUGUGGAGGAGAGAGGCAACGGAUGCGUUCGUCUGCGGUCGACGCCUGCGGGAGACAAAACGACGGGGAGGAAGCGUUCAGGGGAGAACAAGGCGGAGGCCUCUCGACGGCGAGGGGGCGAACUCGGUGGUCUCGACGCGGUUCGGGAACCGAUCGCCAUUCUGGAAAACGUUAGGCGAGGGUCGUGCGCCUGGGAGGUUUCCGGUGUCUUGACUGCUGCUGUUUGCAUGCGGUCGACACCCGUCCUCAGUGCGCCUGUCUCUCAAUCGGUGGCUAUCCGAAGCAGCGAGAAGACUGCGAAGAAUGGUUCAUGGCCCGCUGUUUCUAAUUAGGAGAGCAGAAAUCCAAAGGGGGAGACGAAAGUGAGGCCGACCCAGAGAGACCGCCCCACUGCUGUACACUUUGCGUGUCUUUUGCUUUUGAGAAAGGCGUUCUUUUUCCCCUGGUCAAGAGACACACGGAACCUGACAAGCAUUUUUCUAAAUUCAUGUAAACGACAUCCAG
Molecule: messenger RNA, 2554 nt
Organism: Toxoplasma gondii ME49
Lineage: Eukaryota; Apicomplexa; Conoidasida; Eucoccidiorida; Sarcocystidae
Product: PCI domain-containing protein
Exons: 9
Coding region: 527-1918 (463 amino acids)
Biological process (GO): cytoplasmic translational initiation
Cellular component (GO): eukaryotic translation initiation factor 3 complex; cytoplasm
Molecular function (GO): translation initiation factor activity
Source: RefSeq, a predicted model, not a curated record